This is a messenger RNA of Perkinsus marinus ATCC 50983, 339 nucleotides long. RefSeq lists its product as hypothetical. NCBI's taxonomy places the organism in Eukaryota, Perkinsozoa, Perkinsida, Perkinsidae. Gene Ontology annotation, biological process: isoleucyl-tRNA aminoacylation. The transcript has 4 exons. The record is from RefSeq and is a predicted model, not a curated record. The annotation marks the transcript as partial. Gene Ontology annotation, molecular function: isoleucine-tRNA ligase activity.
AUUCAAGGCUUUGAGCUCACUCCUGAGUACAUCACCGUGACUCAUACCAUCAAGGACCUUGGUGAUCCUAACCUCGAAGCCACUAGUCAGGGCGACGUCACUGUUAUACUGGACUUCACUAAGGAUGAGGACCUCCUUCAGCUAGCCUUAGCCAGGGAGAUCACCAACAGAGUGCAGAAGCUUCGUAAAGAGGUGGGCUUACAGCAGGACGAUCCGGUUGAGAUGUGGGCCAGCUCUACUGUGAAGGAGGUGACGGAGGUUCUGGAAAAGAAGUCGGAUUAUAUCGACCGUCUGUUGAGGAGGCCUUUGAUGAACGCUAAGGAUCUGCAGGGCCACGAG